This is a messenger RNA of Aricia agestis (brown argus), 1728 nucleotides long. RefSeq lists its product as uncharacterized. Bases 134 to 1594 code for a protein of 486 amino acids. The transcript has 7 exons. Lineage: Eukaryota; Metazoa; Arthropoda; Insecta; Lepidoptera; Lycaenidae. The record is from RefSeq and is a predicted model, not a curated record.
UCGUUUUCGCGCGCGCAACGCGGGAAAAAUAUCGCGGAAAAAGUAAUGUUUGAUAAUAAUUAUUGAUUAUAGUGAAGUGAAAUAUGCUGACAAUAAGAAGAAUUUCAAGGAAAUAAAUACAUAAAGGCCGAGCAUGUGGCUGAUACUCAUCGCGCUGGUGUGCGGUUGUGAGGCGGCCAACCGGGUUACCGACGUCGCCACCACCUGUGACAGGAGUUCUGUGACCGUGACCGUCACCAUGCAGGAGCCCUUCAAGGGCCUGGUGUUCAGCAAGGACUUCGCUAGGGAGUGUCAUGCUAGAGGGCAAUCCACCAACAACAUAACUCUACACCUGCCGUCCAACGCGUGCGGGGUCCGCACCUCCCCGCUCAACAACAGCAUGGCUGAGGAUGAACUGUACUACAGUUUGCAGCUAGUGGUGCAGAUGGACAGGCAGCUGCAGCAGGCUACGGACCUGGAGCUGCUUGUGAGGUGCAAGCUGCAGCGGCGCGCGAUCCGCAUCAACAGCUCGGCGCUGGAGGGGGUCAUCAAGUCCAAGCUGAGAGAGAUUUCCGGACAUGACGGAAAGAGAGCGAGGACUGGCCGCAACCGUCACGUGGAGGACAUAGCUGACGUGGAACAGAGGGAGCUACUGCUGGAGUCGGCGCGCGCGUGGAUGAGGCUCGGCCCCGCGGCACCCAGCGCGGAACCCACCACCGUCGACGUGGGGCAGCCCACCAAGCUCGUUAUACAGGCUACACUGCCAGUUGGCGUCGGCCUACGCGUAACGAACUGCAUCGCCCAUGACGGUCUAGGCGAGGCCUCUCAGAAACUCCUCGACGAAGCCGGCUGUCCCAUAGACGAGAGCAUAUUCAGCAAGCCCAUCAUACACCGGCACAAGCAGAAAGACGAAAUAGACUUCAGCGACGAGAAGAUUCGAAUGGAGAAACUGAGAUCGAAAGAUCCAGAAACGAUUUACAAAAGUAUGAUGACGUACCAACACGCUGUCACCACUUUUGCGGCAUUCAAGUUCCCCGAUAGAGCGAAGCUUCACCUGUCCUGCGGUUUGGAACUCUGUAAGGGACCAUGUCCAGUAGUCAACUGCAAAGCGCUGCAGAGACCCCAGCAGACUAAGGACGGUUUGGUGCGGAAGGCGCGUUUGGAUAAGGAGGCCAAAGGCGUCGUGAUAGACCGACUCGAAGUGUACAACAGUAUCGAGGUUUUGGCACCCAAUAUUGAGUUGGAGGAUGAGGCUUCCAUAAAAGAUUCGAGAAGAAUCCAAGGUGAAGAAGAUUUGAUCAGACGGUUUUCACCGGGCGAUAAGACAAUUUGCUUAUCCCCCGGCAAGAUGGCGCUAGCGUUCUGCGUUCUCGGCGUCAUAUUCAUCUGCGGAAUCGCUGUAGCUUUCGCAUCACUAGUGCGAGCGAGACGACGAGUACCGCACGACCCGAUGCAUACAUCCCUCUCUUUCUACACGGGAACCAAGAGUCUGUUCUCUUCAAACGAAAGCAGCAGCUCUGGUCUCAGUGGAAGCAAACUUUUACUCACCGAUAGUCCCUAUUUAGACCACCACUCGUCAUCCAGUAAUAAUUGGCCAUACAAUAGAGCGUAUUAAGUUAAAAUAUGUAGUUUUGUAAGACAUCGAAGUUUGAUCGAAUUUAUUGGUGAAUUCACUAAAAUUACAAUAAUAUAGGCCGCGAUUACAUCUAAUUUCUUAUUCUAUUCUGUUGAGAAGGUGUGAUUUGUAAA